UCCACGCCUUCCUCAUCCCAUCAGUCCCGUGUCCUCAUUCACUCCAGACACACACACACACAAACUGCUGACAAGGUUUUUUUCAUGGCGACCAUCUCUCAGUGUACGCACUUUGCUCUUCUUCUGUUGUUUACUUUCCUGGCUGUGUCAUUUGCACAAGAUGAACUCGUAAUCAGUACUAAGCAUGGGAAAGUUCAAGGGAAGAUGCUUUCAGUAUUAGGUGGUGAAGUUCGAGCAUUUCUGGGAAUACCGUUUGGAAAACCACCUCUUGGAAAACUGAGAUUCAGAGCUCCACAGCCAGUGGAGACAUGGCAAGGUGUGAAGGAUGCUACCAAAUUCUCAAAUUCUUGCUACCAGGUGUUCGAUACAUUCUUCCCAGGGUUCCAGGGUUCAGAGAUGUGGAACCCAAACACUCCUUUGAGUGAGGACUGUCUGUACCUAAAUGUCUGGUCACCACGUUUCAACAAAACCCAGACCUCCCCAGUGGCCGUCCUUGUCUGGAUCUAUGGAGGUGGGUACAAUGCCGGAACAUCAUCCCUGGACCUUUAUGGAGGCCACUUCCUGAGUAGAUCUGAAGGUGUUGUUGUGGUAUCAAUGAAUUACAGAGUGGGAGCUUUUGGCUUCCUGUCUCUUCCUGACAACAAAAACAUCAAGGGAAAUGUAGGCCUGCUGGAUCAGCGCUUGGCCCUCAAAUGGGUAGCCAAUAAUAUUGCUGCUUUUGGAGGUGAUCCUUCAAAGGUGACUCUGUUUGGGGAGAGUGCAGGAUCAGGAUCUGUGGGCUUCCAGCUGCUCUCCCCAGGCAGCCACAGUUAUUUCCAAAGGGCUGUAAUGCAGAGUGGCUCUCCCAAUGCACCCUGGUCCACAAUCAGCCAGACUGAAGCCUGGGACAGGUCCCUGAUGCUGGCCAAGUUACUGGGGUGUCCCACAUCUCAUCCAGCUCUGGAAGAUUGUCUGCAGUUGGCUGAUCCUCAAAAAAUCACAACGAAGCAAUACGAUGUUCUCACACAGCCUGAGCUCUUAGCCUUACCCUUUGUCCCUCAUGUUGAUGGAGACUUUCUACCAGAUAAAGUUGAAGUGCUGCUAAGUAGCGGAACCCUUCCAAAGAAAGAGUUGAUGAUUGGCUUAAACAAGGACGAAGGGACCUUCUUCCUUCUUUAUGGAAUGCCUGGAUUUAACCUCAGUGGUCAGAGCCUCAUCAGCAGGACUGAUUUCCUAAAAGGGGUUCAGCUCGCAUUGGGUCAUGCAAGUGAUACCAUAAGACAAGCUGCCAUUUUCCAGUACACUGACUGGGCAGAUGAGAAUGACAUGAUGAAGAAUCGUGACGCGGUGGGUAGCAUGGUUGGAGACCGACUGUUCGUCUGUCCAGUGCUGGACUUUGCUGAGAGGUACUCACAAAAUGGUAGGAAGACUUUCCUGUAUUUCUUUGACCACCGCUCAUCUGUCAAUCCUUGGCCAGAGUGGAUGGGCGUUAUGCACGGCUACGAGAUAGAAUUUGUCUUUGGAAUGCCUCUGAAUGUUUCCCUGGGAUACACCAAGACUGAAGUUAACAUGACCAAGAAGUUUAUGAAACACUGGGCCAACUUUGCCCGGACAGGGAAUCCAGGGAUUGAUGGAGUUAGCUGGCCUACGUUUACCCAUGAAAACCAAGAGUAUGUCACUCUGAACUACAGACAUCCAGAACAAAAGAGGAUGAUGAGAGCUAAAGAGUGUCAGCUGUGGAGCAAAUUCAUUCCACAAGUGCAGAGCGUCUCAGACAAGCUGCAGUCUUGUUUGAAUGCAGGUGGGAUUAUUCGCUCCAAUUACAUGUUCCUGCUUAUGUUGCUGGUUGUAACUUUUAUCUAUUGAUACAGUGAAGAGACCUGCAUACCAUAAAGCUGGGCUAUUCACAUAAAAAGAAGGAAUGAACAAAACAGGGUCUAUACUACUAUUGUACAAGUUUGAUGUGACUAUUGCUUCAUUUAUAUUGUUAAAGAAAUAGAUUUUUGCUAUACAAAAUUUUACAGUGCUACAGUUUUUUUUUUCAUAUUUAAUGCACCCGUUUGUUGCCUUCCCAUAUGAAAAAUUAUGUUCUGCAAAAAUUGUUUUUUCGGAUGCCAAAAUCGUGUCACAAAUGAUUGCGCAAUACUGUGUGUUUUAAUGUUGCAACCAAUAAGUGGCUACAGCUGACACGGGAAUUUUACUACUGUUCAGCUACAAAUUUGUCAUUGAUGCCUUUCUUUUAAAACUGAGCAUAUAAAUGGUGCCAACAGGAAAUAAAAUAGUGAAAUGUUUGAGUGCACCCAUAUUGGGAGAGAUAGAUUAAUAUGUAAAUACGAUACACAUUAUUUCCUUGUUUACAACUAUAAUAACUUCACUCCCCAAAUGGCCAUCACCAACUUGAGGCUGAGGGAAGACUUUGUUAUUGUGAUUAUCAUCGAGGACCUCAUCACAAAGACAAGCAGGAAUGUUGGGGUUUGUAUUAAUGUGCUGUUGACUACACUGUUAAGUAAAGACCAUGUACUGAUGAAUAAAGAUGUGGAUAAAAUGUUGA
This is a messenger RNA of Stegastes partitus (bicolor damselfish), 2530 nucleotides long. RefSeq names its product cholinesterase-like. Gene Ontology annotation, molecular function: acetylcholinesterase activity. The transcript has 10 exons. Gene Ontology annotation, cellular component: plasma membrane. Gene Ontology annotation, biological process: choline metabolic process; acetylcholine catabolic process. Lineage: Eukaryota; Metazoa; Chordata; Actinopteri; Pomacentridae. The record is from RefSeq and is a predicted model, not a curated record. Bases 85 to 1845 code for a protein of 586 amino acids.